Cylicocyclus nassatus is the source of this 1014-nucleotide messenger RNA. The record is from the annotation of a GenBank genome assembly. Lineage: Eukaryota; Metazoa; Nematoda; Chromadorea; Rhabditida; Strongylidae.
AGUUCUCGCGAGUCACUAUUGAAGCAAGCUUUUCGGAUUAAUUACGCACUUUGAUCUCUUACGAUCACAAAGUUAACCAGAAAUGCUUGCUGAUGCUGACGACUUUUCGGAUAACUUGGAUAGCUCUUACGGAUAUGCUCCAACAAUCAAAAGGAAAAUGGAAAUCGAGGAGCAUGUGCAGGAUGUUGCAUCUGAAGACGUGAGCUAUGCUUGCUUUUCCGCAUGGAACGACAAGAAGAAGCGCAACAAGAAGAAGCGCAAACGUCCGGUACCUCACCCACUUCAACAGAGCUAUGCUUGCUUUUCCGCAUGGAACGACAAGAAGAAGCGCAACAAGAAGAAGCGCAAACGUCCGGUACCUCACCCACUUCAACAGGUGAGCGAUUCAGACGCUUCUCGCUUGUCAGCUCAGCUGCGCCGAGAACUGGAUUGCGAAUGGGUGUCAACAUCUUUACCAUCUUUAGCAGGCGCAUUUACAGGAGAUGCUCAUCUCGAUUUACUGCAUAUGAACGAUCUGCUCUGCAGUAUAAAUCUGCAGCUUCUUGUUAUGCAAAGGGAGAUACUUGAACAUGAAACCGCUGCACAGUUUCGCGAAUCUGGACAACCGAAAGCUUUCGGAUAUGAGGACGGCAGCAACAAAGAGCAGCUUCAUCGGCUGAUGUAUUCUCUCAGCAUCUCCUCGUCGAAGCUUUGUGAACGUAUCGAUGGCUUGAAUCGUGCGCUGCUUGGUUCGAAAAAUAAUGGUAGUAGUCUGCUUUCUCGUUUUAUGUUACCCGCAAGUAUUACAGUUUGCGUUCUUGGGUUUCUCUUUAUUCACACGCGAAAUGGUACAUCUUGAUCUUAAGUUGCCAUAUUUAAAAUCUCUACUUCAUAUAUCGCUGCGAAAUAUCUCUUGCUAAUACUUACCUUUUCACCAAUACUACCUAUCUACCCCAGUUUUAGAUCUAUUUAUCAAUCUCUCAAAUUACUCAAAAAAAAACUUGAAGCUAACGUUGGAGUAUACCGAGUUUUUUU